AUGUGCGAGGCGGCUUGUUGGCUGCGUAGGAUGAACCCCGAGCGACUUCCCUUUUGGGAGCAAGCUCCCCCGCGCGAGUGCCGAUUAACCGGCCCAGACCGAAUCCCCUGCAGUAGUGCUGUGUAUGGUACUUCGUAUACAAGGCUCUGUUGGCAGCGGUUAUGCCCUCGGUUGGUCAUCUCGCCUCAAUUCGGCCACGCUCAUAUCACAGUACCGCCUCGCCAUGCGAGCUACUGUACUGUACACCUUCUAAGUUGGCCUUGUACUGUCAGGCAGGAUGCAUCCCCGGAUGGCAUCUCAGCUAACAUCAUCAUCGGGAGUUUUGAAGCCAAGACAGGAUAG
Molecule: messenger RNA, 342 nt
Organism: Purpureocillium lilacinum
Lineage: Eukaryota; Fungi; Ascomycota; Sordariomycetes; Hypocreales; Ophiocordycipitaceae
Source: RefSeq, a predicted model, not a curated record